CACAUUUUUGUCCUGCUUUCCUUAUAUCAAGAGUCCAAGACUGAGUAAUUUAUAUCAACGGUACGGUAUGCUGCUCAUCUCGCUGCCACUUGCGGAUCCAGUUUGUUAUCGCCAAUUUCUUAUCCGGACGAGCACCAUGCUCUGGUCGCCACGAUAGUCCCUCAAGAACGCGACCAUCUUCGCUGGCGAGAACGGAGUCUUUGCCUUCACUUCUUCGUACGAGCGGCGGCCCGUCGGGGCGUGCGUAUUUCGGGACUGUAUAGGACGUCCGAGAUCCUACAACCAUGUCUCCUCAAAGGCCCCUGAAGCAUAUGCACGAGCUAUCAGCUGCAUGGCUUCUUUCCUUCCUUCCUUCGAGUUUCUGCCCCUUAUAAGGUCAGAAAAAAUCGCCAUUUUCCCGACGUUCUUCUUUGACUGGACGCAUCUUCUGUGCACGCACAGCCAGAAGGGUGAUUGCAUUAUGCGGGGCAUAAAAUCGGUGCUUCAGCGAUGUGCGGUCAGCAUAUCGCUGGUCUUUUCGUUGUCAACGAGCCUUGUCUUUGCUCAGUCGGAUACCUUGGGCUUGGGCGAUGGAUUUUUGUCCUUCAACCUCUCCUCUCUCUCCGCCCAGAUCGUCAAAGACUCUCAAACCUUGUAUUCGCUGCAAGCAAGCGGUUCUACAUUCGACUUCCUCCCUUCUGAUGUCAUGAGUCAACGUGCAUCCAACGGAAAUUAUCAUCUCGGCGACAUCACCUUCCGAGCACGCACUACGGGCUCGAGCACUUGGACCAGUGGAGACUCAGCAGCCGCCCGUGGAAACUUAACAGCCAUGGAUGUGUCGGGAAGCACUCUCGCGGCGGCAAGCUUGGCCCCGACUAUUCCCUCCAACUCUUUAUUGAAUAUCACACGUCGUUGGGUCACCGUGGGCGAUCAACUCCAGUUGCUGUUCGAUGUGACGAACUCUCAGAACAGCUCUGUGGAGAUCGGUGCUCUGGGUGCAGCCUUGGAGUUCAACAACAUAUUCACCGGCCGUACCGCAGCAGAGACCAAUGAGAAAUGCAGCCUUUUUGAUCCGUAUAUCGGUGCUGACGCUGGUUAUGUCCAGGUGACACCUCUCCUUGGUACACUUCCUCCACUCGUCGUUAUUCCCGUCGGAAAUUCCUCCUUUGAAGGUUGGAGAUUCCUCCCGGAGGAUGAAGACACCAGUUUGGGAUAUCAGUCGCAAACCUUUGAGGGACUCUAUUCAUUCGAGUUCCAUACUCUGGCGUACGCAGAGAACGAGUGGGCGAACGCGACUCCAUGGAACGCGCCAACUUCAGUGACUCUAGAACCGAACGAGACGCGGACCUACGGAUUGGCGUUCGUUGUGGCCCCAAGUAUUCGUCAAAUCGAGGAGACGCUCAUCGGCAUCGGUCACCCAGUCGCCGCCGGUAUUCCUGGAUUCAUCAUCUCAGAAGAUCUUCCUGCUAAACUGUUCUUGAAUUACUCUUCUGCGGUUUCUUCUCUGGCGGUCGAACCGGAGGGUGCGCUAAUCUGGACCACCAACGAAGACUCUUCUUUGACGGGAUACACUAUCACUGGCUCAUCGUGGGGUCGCUCUCGCCUGUCAGUCACAUACGAAGAUGGUACCCUGCAAACCAUACACUACUACGUGACAAAGGCAGCCGUCGAAGCUAUCAGCGACCUUGGUAACUUCCUCACAACGGAGCAGUGGUUCGAUAACUCGUCGGAUCCCUUCAAUCGCUCACCUUCCGUUAUCUCGUAUGACCGAUCGGUCAAUGCCAUUGUUCGAGAUGACGUACGAGCGUGGAUUCCCGGUUUGUCAGACGAAGCCGGAGCUGGAUCGUGGCUGGCUGCCUCUAUGAAGCAAUACGUUCAACCGAACGCAGCAGAGGUGGCGAAGAUGGAAGUCUUCAUUAAUGAGACGCUCCACGGGUCCGUUCAAAAUCUUGAUGGCUCUGUCAAGAAGGCAGUGUACUAUUACGAGCCAGCCUUGGUGCCAACCUACAGCUAUCCGUCGGACUUAGACUUUUCCAACUGGUGGUCGUGGACGCAAGCUGAAUCUUAUGCCACCGACCGAGCAUAUGAUUACGUGCACGUUACGAACGCGUACUGGUCACUCUACCGUGUGGCGCGUAACUACCCCAACCUCACCAGCACGUCUUGGGAAUGGUACCUAAACCAGGCAGUUCUAACUAUCGCGAUGAUGACCAACGGUAGCGUGGGCUACUCCGGAGAUGGACUAAUGGGAGAGACCGUCUUUGAACUGUUGCUGGAUGAUCUGAAGAGAGAGGGGCUCACAGCCAACGCCACCCUGGUGGAGAGUAGAAUGAAGGCUCGGGAGGCUGUCUGGGCCACGGAGCGAUACCCCUUCGGUAGCGAGAUGGCUUGGGACAGCACGGGCCAAGAGGGGGUCUAUGUAUGGGCAAAAUACUUCAACGACAGCACAACGGCGGUCAAUGUGGUCAACUCCAUACUCGCGUAUGAGCCUCUCAUCGCUCACUGGGGGUACAACGGCAAUGCCAGACGCUACUGGGACAACGUGUAUGGAGGAAAACUUCAACGCAUCGAGCGACAGAUCCACCACUAUGGCAGUGGCCUCAACUCUCUUCCUCUUCUUUCCUCAUUCGAAUCCGAUCCUAGCGAUACCUAUCUCCUUCGCACCGGUUUCGGCGGCAUCUCAGGGCCACUCUCCAACAUCGACGAGGGGGGUUUCGCAGCCGCAUCCUUCCACUCCUUCGAGGACACACUUGAAUGGGAUGCCUAUAGUGGAGAUUACGGCCCCAACUUCGUAGGUUUGGCCAUGGGCACCUCCACAUACAUCGUGAACCUCGAACCAUUCGGGUGGCAGGCAUUCGGCGGUGAGGUCCUCUCGACAAGUCCUACGAUCCGAGUCCGAGUUGCGGAUGCUGUCAGGAGGCGAGUGUUUGUGGCGCCGCUGGGACAGACAUUAGUAUUGGAUGCGGGGGCGUUCGAGGAAGUUGAAUUCGAUGAGGAGGCUAUGACGGUUAACGUUACCAUUUCCGAUGCGCCUGCGGGCGUGAGCUCGGCGGCGAAGGCCCCGGUAGGGAGGCUGUUGGUGAAAACGACGGCGAACAUUGACGGUGUGCCAGGCCCCUUGACUCCGACGGGUGAAUUCGAGGUGGAUGCAGGUGCAUGGGUGGUUCCUUUUACUGACGGAUCCGCCUCAGUGACUUUGAGUACCAGUACUUGAGACGGCUAUGAUUGUAAAGUCGC
Stereum hirsutum FP-91666 SS1 is the source of this 3216-nucleotide messenger RNA. RefSeq lists its product as uncharacterized. The record is from RefSeq and is a predicted model, not a curated record. The transcript is spliced from 13 exons. NCBI's taxonomy places the organism in Eukaryota, Fungi, Basidiomycota, Agaricomycetes, Russulales, Stereaceae. The coding region runs from base 461 to 3193 and encodes 910 amino acids.